Homalodisca vitripennis (glassy-winged sharpshooter) is the source of this 1077-nucleotide messenger RNA. RefSeq names its product histone-lysine N-methyltransferase SETMAR-like. Gene Ontology annotation, molecular function: nucleic acid binding. The record is from RefSeq and is a predicted model, not a curated record. Lineage: Eukaryota; Metazoa; Arthropoda; Insecta; Hemiptera; Cicadellidae. The transcript has a single exon. The coding region runs from base 1 to 1077 and encodes 358 amino acids.
AUGACCGAGCAAGAGGUACAUCCAUCUGUUGCGCAACGCAUCGUCAUAAAAUUUUUAACAAAUGAAGGUGUUAAGCAGGCACCUUUUACUCGUUUUACUCGUUUGCAGGCACAGUUUGGGGACACUACUCUGUCUCAAAAUCGAGUGUAUACGUGGGCCAGAGAAUUUAGGGAUGGCCGAGAACGUGUUGAAAACGAAAGUCAUGGUCGACGCCCAAGGUCAAGUCUUACAGAUGACAACAUUAGUGCGAUUCGACAGCUUAUUGAAGGUGAUCGCCGGUUAACUGUUCAAGAAAUCUCGUCGGAAAUUGGUAUCAGCUACGGGAGUGUUCAGUCUGCAAUCACAGACCACCUUGGCUUCAGAAAAAUUAGUGCUCGCUGGGUUCCGAGGUUGUUGACCGGAAAUCAAAAACAGGUCAGGUCGGAGAUUGCUGGGAGACUUCUGCAACGAUUUCAAGAAGAAGGUGAAGAUUUUUUGAGGCGCAUCGUCACAUGUGAUGAGACGUGGGUCCACCAAAACACUCCCGAAUCGAAAAUGGCAAGUAAGGAGUGGCGAAGGAAGGAUGAAGGCUGCCCAGUGAAAGCCAAAACUCGUCUCUCAGCCGGAAAAGUUCUUGCAACAAUUUUUGUUGAUUCAAGGGGAGUUCUACUCAUUGAUUUUCUUCACGAUCAACGAACAGUGAAUGCGGCUUACUACUGCCAGGUGCUACAGUCAGCAAAAACCAGUUACCGGAACAAAAGACGAGGUGUGCCCAUUAGAGAUGUCAUCCUUCUCCAUGACAACGCAAGGCCUCACACCGCAUUGUUGACAAGGGAUAAAUUGGAAGAAAUGGGCUGGGAAACUCUCGAACACCCUCCUUACAGUCCAGACCUGUCCCCUUGUGACUAUUUUUUGUUUGCGCCCCUGAAAGAAUCACUUGGAGGAAAACGAUUUGAAAACAAUGAAGACAUCGAAAAGCACGUGCGCGAUUGGUUAACAACUCGCCCUCAAUCUUUUUAUGAACAGGGAAUAUUCAAGCUUCCAAAUCGGUGGCAGAAGUGCGUAGAUAAUGCAGGAGACUACAUUGAAAAAUGUUGA